AUGGAAACCGUGGUGGAACUCGAACAACAACGCGUCUGUCGUGUGAUGAGCGCCAGAAAGGGACGAUUUACGGUGGAAAAUCUGAAUCACGUACGCUGUGCUCUCAUCUCAGAUAACGAAAAUCUUGGUCUUUUGGACAAGGCUACCACGUCAGCCCAUUACGAUCAAGCCUCCAAAGCGUUCCCGUCUUCUUCUCUCUAA
Cooperia oncophora is the source of this 201-nucleotide messenger RNA. Lineage: Eukaryota; Metazoa; Nematoda; Chromadorea; Rhabditida; Trichostrongylidae. The record is from the annotation of a GenBank genome assembly.